CGUGCAUGAACCACGGAAGAGGGUUUCCGUCUGGCGAAGCUCUCUAUUGGCGCGGGUAGGACAUCCUUGCACUGCUGGGCGAGGGCUUGCCUCGACUCGAUCACCAUCCAGGAUUAUUCCAAAAGACUGUGAAGCCCUCGAAUGCUUCAAUGAUUCACGGGUGGUUCCUAGGCGGCCCCGACCGACGCCCUUCUGACCUUUACGAGCCCAGGAGCUUCGUGAACCCGAUAGCUGGGGGGUAUAAAUCUCCGUAGCGCCUGUCGCAAAGUCCUCAGCGUCCAACGCCAGAUAGGACACCAAAGUCAACAUCGUCAUAGAUCUGGAUAUCUGGACCCUGAACCAUUCUCCAUCACUCAACACCAGAAGUACGCGUUAGAAUUGUACAUCUUACAGCCGUCGCGACCAGCUUUGUUGCCCCGAUCGCAUUAUGGCGAGCCUACCUGGCUUCACCACCAACUUCCCUGCGGGCUAUCCGACGUUCCAGACCAGAAGUACCUUCCCAGGUGGCGCGAGCACAAGUUCUGGCGGAUCGCCCUCUGGCCAAAACGCCUCUUCAUCGCCUCAAUUCGACAUCUUCGAUUGGCACCCCGCAUAUCAGAGUUGCCAGCGAUACUUUCUCGACCAUGCUCAGCAUGACAACGGUGUCCAAGCCGUAGCCGCCCUGAUCAAUAUCUGCUUGCCCUUCCAGUGGUCAACAAAUCCUAUUAUGAGCGCUUCUGGACCUCUCCCCCAUUCAUCUGGUCCUGCUGCUUACAACCUACCAUGGCCGCGACAAGGUCCUGUCACCAAUUCGAGAGGUCAGCCUGCACCUGCAUGGAUCUCUCUGGUACCCUACAUACGGCGUCUUGUCAUCACCGGUAUGGACAGGGACGGCAUCAUGCACGGUUUCUUUGGCGAGGACUGGAGAAAGGGUGUCGGACCAGUUCACGAAUGCGAGCGACGCAACUAUCUUUUUGCGGCCAAGAGUGGAGGAUGGGAGAAGGUCAAAUGCCAGUACGACAUGUCUCCACACGAGUCGGUUCCUUUCCUGAAGCCUUUACAAGACGUCCAGCUGGCGGAGAUUGAGGGCGCCGAGAAGACCUGGAGUCAGUGGCUGGCCAUGGAAGAUUGGAUGGUGGGUCCACGGGCACCAGAAGCCGAGGCUCAACCGGGAGAUGCUCGUCGUCGUGGGUCUUGAAAUCAGGAUUGAAGUGUGGUGUCUGUUAGUAUUUGUGAAUCGUCAAGCCGGGUGCUUGACCUUAAAUCGUGCGAAGAAGCGCCUAAGAAUCGCGUUGGUUGGUAAUGGAGACGGUGCACCGCCUGCGGCCAGGUGGCAUAACGGCGAUAUUGGUAUCAACAUCGGAACCAAUGUUCUUUUCUCGGGUUCCGUGUCAUAGUUAUAAGAGAUUAUUAUAGGUAUGCCCUCGUCUACGAAGUCGAUGGCUCAAGGUAGCUAGCCUUGCCCAAACUGCAAAGCAACCCUCCAAUCUAUCGGUAUGAGCGCGACUUUGUGGAAUGGAGCAAGAGUGCAGACGAAAUGCAGUCACCUCCGGC
Molecule: messenger RNA, 1533 nt
Organism: Dothidotthia symphoricarpi CBS 119687
Lineage: Eukaryota; Fungi; Ascomycota; Dothideomycetes; Pleosporales; Dothidotthiaceae
Exons: 2
Coding region: 428-1177 (249 amino acids)
Source: RefSeq, a predicted model, not a curated record